Molecule: messenger RNA, 1299 nt
Organism: Sphaeramia orbicularis (orbiculate cardinalfish)
Lineage: Eukaryota; Metazoa; Chordata; Actinopteri; Kurtiformes; Apogonidae
Exons: 6
Coding region: 52-1068 (338 amino acids)
Biological process (GO): response to bacterium
Source: RefSeq, a predicted model, not a curated record
UCUUUAAUCCACUGAAACCUAACACAGUUGAAGGCAAGAGACAACAUCGAGAUGAUCCUUCUGUGGAUUAUACUCCAUUUAUUUCAUCAAGGCUAUGGGAUGAUCUCGGUGACCACAGCCCAAAUUGGUGAAUCUGUGACCUUUUCCUGUAAUUUUUCUGACUCCGAGUACAGCAAUACACGAGUGAAGUGGUACAAGCAGCCUAGUGGUCACGGUCUAAUUUUAAUCACAACCCUGAUGAAAACAACUACAGUGUCUACAUUUGAAAAGCCGUUCUCCCCUUCGCGUUUUCAAGCCAACUAUACCUCGACCAGGAGCUCUCUGACCAUUUUGAAGACCGCAGAAGACGACGAAGCGGUCUAUUACUGUUCAGUCAUAACCUGGAGUAAAGAUGAGUGGAGUGGGACCUAUUUGUCUAUAAAAGAAAACACCAGGAGGACCUCAGGUUAUACUGUUACCCAGCGUCCACUUAAAUCUGGCCAACUUCAUCCAAGAGGUUCGGUGUCUCUUCAGUGUUCAGUCCUGUCUGAGACGAAGACGUGUCCAGGAGAUCAAAGUAUUCACUGGUUCAGAGCCAAGUCAGACAGUUCACCCCCGAACAUCAUUUACUCCAGUGGAAAUGUCCCUCAUGGAUGUGAUAAGAGACCUGAUGAAGGUUCCCCUCCACGGAACUGUCAUUAUCAUUUCAAUGCAUAUGACGCUGGGACUUAUUACUGUGCUCUGGCUACAUGUGGGGAGAUCAUCUUUGGAAAUGGAACAAAACUGGACAUAGAAGAAACCACGAUUUCAUUCUGCAAUGAUACACUGAUGUUCAACCCAGUUUGUCUGUUGAGUGUCAUCAUCCUGGCUAUAAGUCUGACUGUUAUCGCCUUCCUCAUUUAUGCCAUCAAAGACCAAACUUCUUCCCAGCAGAAAAAUACUGCAAUAAGGAAUAUAAAGAGAGAUGACACAUGGGUUUAUUCUGCUGUCGUCUUCACCACGAUAACAGACCGAGACGUAAUGAAGAACGGAAAAGCAGCAGAGAGGCAGAGGAUCUACGCUGCUGUCAAGGCUUUUGGAUUAGAUUAGAAAAUCAUUGUGAGCUUCAUGACAUGAGUUAGUACUGACAGUUCACCCACUGACAAACUGAAACCACAAACCAACUCUUCCUUACAUUAGCCUACAUCUUAGAAACAUGAUUCCAACUUUAACUCAUAAAGAAGAAGAAAGUGUGGCAGGUCCCAAAUGAAUUUUUCUUUCUUUUUAACCUUUCUUAAGUGAUUUAUCACCACUUAUUAUAACAUUAUUCUCUGUAUUUUG